Messenger RNA from Limanda limanda (common dab), 837 nucleotides. Its product is annotated as rho-related GTP-binding protein RhoU-like. The transcript has 4 exons. The record is from RefSeq and is a predicted model, not a curated record. NCBI's taxonomy places the organism in Eukaryota, Metazoa, Chordata, Actinopteri, Pleuronectiformes, Pleuronectidae. Bases 1 to 837 code for a protein of 278 amino acids. Gene Ontology annotation, biological process: small GTPase-mediated signal transduction. Gene Ontology annotation, molecular function: GTPase activity; GTP binding.
AUGCUGCCGCAGGACGUCGCCAGGCCGCAGAAGCCUCGCCGCGUGUCCGUCCCGGUGUGUGGUGGGGGGGGACACGGUCCUCCGGUGCCUCCGCCUCGGCGCUGCAGGAACCGGCGAUCCGGAUCCGCACCUCCGGAGCGCAAGGUGGACUGCGUGCUGGUCGGGGACGGAGCCGUGGGCAAGACCAGCCUCAUCGUGAGCUACACCACCAACGGGUACCCGACAGACUACGUUCCCACCGCGUUCGACAACUUCACAGUGAUGGUCGUGGUCGACGGGAAACCAGUGAGGCUGCAGCUCUGUGACAUGGCCGGACAGAAAUGGGGGCUGGUCGAUGGAUCAAUCAAUGACGAGCUGGAACGUCUCCGGCCUCUUUGCUACAGGAACGCAGACGUCUUCCUGCUCUGCUACAGCGUGGUGCGGCCCUGCUCCUUCCGUAACCUGAUGGACAGAUGGGUCCCUGAGAUCCGUCAGCACUGUCCCGGCGCCCCCCUGGUCCUGGUCGGAACCCAGUUGGACCUGAAGGAGGACGUCCAGGUGCUGAUCCACUUGGCCCAGAACCAGCAGCGGCCGGUGGACACCGAGGAGGGCCAGCGGCUCGCCCAGGAGCUCGGGGCCGUGAGCUUUGCCGAGUGCUCGGCGCUGACCCAGAAGAACCUGAAGGAUGCGUUCGAUUCGGCCAUCUUGGCCAGUAUCCAGCAGACGGACAGUAGCAGCGUCCAGCAGCAGAGGACGACUCUGAGGAGGAAGACACCAGACAAGAUCAAGAGUCUGUCAGAGACCUGGUGGAGGAAGAUGAACUGUCUGAUGGGAGAGCAGAGCUGUGACUUCCAGUGA